This is a messenger RNA of Lasiosphaeria miniovina, 1566 nucleotides long. RefSeq lists its product as uncharacterized. The transcript is spliced from 3 exons. Gene Ontology annotation, cellular component: endomembrane system. Bases 107 to 1450 code for a protein of 447 amino acids. The record is from RefSeq and is a predicted model, not a curated record. NCBI's taxonomy places the organism in Eukaryota, Fungi, Ascomycota, Sordariomycetes, Sordariales, Lasiosphaeriaceae.
GAAACUUUGCAAUCGUCGGCAGUGCCAUCUUUCUCUUUUUUCUCUUCACUUCCUUGCCUUUCGUCCACUACCAACCGGACUCAUUGGCACAUGCUAUAAUGCAAUCAUGAGGAUUUCGGCUCUCUCCCUAGGCCUCUUGGCCCUCAUAACGCCAUUGACAGCAGCAUGGACUAAGGAAGACAACGAAAUCUUCCGCGUUCGCGACGAGCUCAUAGCGCACGAGGGCCCCGAUGUUACCUUUUACGAGUUCGUGGGCGUGGAGCGGACGGCGAGCCAGGAGGACAUCAACAAGGCGUACAAGAAGAAGUCGCGGCAGCUGCACCCGGACAAGGUGAAGCAGCAGCUGGCGGCCGAGCGCGCGCAGCAGAAGCUCAACCACAAAAACAGCGGCAAGCCGGGCGUGCACGUGUCCAAGCCGCCGACGGCCUCCGAGGUCAAGGCGGCUAUCAAGCGCGCCUCGGAGCGCCAGACCCGCCUGUCUAUCGUCACUAACGUCCUGCGUGGGCCCGGCCGCGACCGCUACGACUACUUCCUGUCCAACGGCUUCCCCACCUGGAAGGGCACCGAGUACUACUACACGCGCUACCGCCCGGGCCUCGGCACCGCCAUCUUCGGCGUCUUCCUCUUCGCCGGCGGCGCCGCACACUACAUUGCCCUGUACAUGGGCUGGAAGCGCCAGCGCGAGUUCGUCGAGCGCUACAUCAAGUUUGCGCGCCACGCCGCCUGGGGCGACAACCUGGGCAUCAACAUUCCGGGCAUUGACGGACAGCCGGCCGCCGCGCCCGCGCCCGCUCCGCCCCCGCCGCAGCAGGUCUACCACGACGAGGACGGGCGCGCCAUCCCGGUGAACCGCAAGAUGCGCCGGCUGCAGGAGCGCGACGCCAAGAAGGAGACUAGCAAGAACUCGCAAGCCAGCAGCGGGCGCCGGGGCCGCCGGGGCCGCGAUCAGCCGGCGUCGGGCACCGGGUCGGGCACCGCGACGCCCCUGCCGCAGCCCCAGGGCAGCGGGCCGACGGGCACUAAGAAGCGCGUCGUGGCCGAGAACGGCAAGGUGCUGGUCGUGGACUCGCUCGGCGACGUCUACCUCGAGCAGGAGGACGAGGACGGCAACGUGGCCGAGUACCUGCUUGAUCCCAACGAGCUCCCCCGCCCUUCGGUCAAGGACACGGCCAUCGUGCGCCUCCCCCUCUGGGCCUAUUCGCUGACGGUCGGUCGCCUCUUCGCGAAGCAGGGCGGCGGGAAUGGCGCAGAGGACCAGCCUGCCGAGGACGAGUUUGUUGACAACGACGAGGAGGACUCUGAGCCGGGCAAGGCCACGCCCAGCACGGACUCGGCCGAGGAGUUUGAGCUGCUGGAAAAGUCGGUCGACGACCUGGGCCAGGCCAAGACGACGGGCAGCAGCCAGAAGCAGGGCGGCAAGGCGGGCAAGCGGAAGAACAAGAAGAGGUGAUCGGAUCGAGGGGAAGAAGAUGGAGACGAAGAAGAAUAGAGAGCAGUAAAAUGGUAUAUAUGCAUACAGACACGCAGGCGAGGCAUCUUUUUCUUUGUUCUUUUUGGUGUAUACAA